Molecule: messenger RNA, 5571 nt
Organism: Nothoprocta perdicaria
Lineage: Eukaryota; Metazoa; Chordata; Aves; Tinamiformes; Tinamidae
Gene: IBTK
Product: inhibitor of Bruton tyrosine kinase
Exons: 29
Coding region: 407-4474 (1355 amino acids)
Biological process (GO): negative regulation of protein phosphorylation
Cellular component (GO): cytoplasm; nucleoplasm
Molecular function (GO): protein tyrosine kinase inhibitor activity; protein kinase binding
Source: RefSeq, a predicted model, not a curated record
GAACCGCCGCGCGGCCCAGCGCGCCUCCCGCCCUGCCCGUCUCAGCCCGUUCAUCUAGCGACUGGUCUCCCUUGCAAUUAUGGAGUUUUAGAAGAAUAAGAUAGUGUGGAGGGGGAAUCUCCCUCUCCACACUUGAGGUAGUUUGCUUUUGGAAUUUUCUAUGGACAAGAGUAUUUCUUAUAUGUAAUGGUGAAAUAAGACUUCUGAAAAUAUAUAUUUAUAAAUAUUUAUUUUGAUCAAGUGCCAAACAUAACAGUACAAAGAUUUCUAAUGGCAGCUCAAUAAAACUGUAUAUAAAUUUUUUGGAAUUACAAAUUUCUGAAGGCACUGUAUCAUGUACUGAAUUGGAGUGCCUUGAUACAGUCAAUGAUYGUUCCCCUGAAGAAGAGCAGCUUCAGAAGGGAAGAUGAGUUCUCUCAUGCCAGACUGCACUCUGAAAUGCCGUUCUCUGCAGCAUGCCUUGGAUGUUAUUUCUGUAGUUACCAGAGGAAGUGAAAGCCAGAUUAAAGCUUUUCUCUCAUCUUACUGCUACAAUGCUGCAACUAUAAAGGAUGCCUUUGGUAGAAAUGUUCUGCAUCUUGCUUCAUCUUGUGGCAAAAAAGGUGUGGUUGACUGGCUGGCUGAAACCAAAGGAGUUGAUCUUGUGGCUAAAGACAAAGAAUCUGGAUGGACAGCUUUGCACCGGAGUAUAUUUUAUGGAUACAUUGACUGUGUUCUGUCAUUACUAAAGCAUGGUGUUAGUCUGUAUCUUCAGGAUAAAGAAGGCUUAUCAGCUUUGGAUCUUGUGAUGAAAGACAGGCCAGCAUAUGUGGUGUUCAAGAAAACUGAUCCCACAGAAGUCUACACUUGGGGAAACAAUAUUAAUUUUACUUUGGGUCAUGGUGGUCAACAGAGUAAACAUCAUCCUGAAUUGGUGGACCUUUUCCCUCGCAAUGGCGUGUAUAUCAAACAGGUCGUACUCUGCAAAUUCCAUUCCGUGUUCCUUUCUCAGAAAGGACAGAUUUAUACAUGUGGACAUGGACAAGGAGGACGUUUGGGUCAUGGUGAUGAACAAACAUGCUUGGUUCCAAGACUUGUGGAAGGUUUGACUGGUCAUCAGUGUACCCAGAUAGCAGCAGCUAAAGAUCAUACUGUUGUCUUAACAGAAGAUGGAUGUGUCUACACAUUUGGUCUAAAUACUUUCCACCAAUUGGGUAUUCUUCCUCCUCCUGCUAAUUGCAGUGUUCCCAGACAGGUUCAGGCAAAAAACCUGAAAGGUAGAAUGGUGAUUGGAGUGGCUGCAGGCAGAUUCCAUACAGUGCUAUGGACUAAGGAAGCAGUGUAUACCAUGGGUCUGAAUGGCGGCCAACUAGGUUAUCUGCUCGAUCCUAAUGGAGAAAGAUGUGUAACUGCACCUCGCCAAGUUUCUGCUCUACACCAUAAAGAUGUUUCAGUGUCCUUGGUCUCGGCAAGCGAUGGUGCUACAGUCUGUGUUACUGAGAGAGGAGAUAUUUAUUUACUCGCAGACUAUCAGUGCAAAAAGUUGGCUUCAAAACAGCUGAACCUUAAAAAAGUUCUUGUUAAUGGAGGAUAUUUGGAGUACAAGGUAGAUACCCAGAAUCUUAAGGAAAAYGGAGGUCAGAAGAUCUGCAUUUUAGCACUGGAUGAAGCUGGAAGAGUGUUUUGUUGGAAGUCAUCCAACAAUCCCAUGAAGCAGUGUCGCUGGGUGUAUGGCCGCCAGGUCUUCAUGUCUGAUGUUGCUUUAAAUAAGAACGAAAUCAUGUUUGUCACGCAGGAUGGUGAAGCCUUUACAGGGAGGUUUCUAGAAGACAGGAAGAAAAGCUCUGAAAAGAAAGCAGAACUUGGAUCAAGCCUUCAGAAUUCCUCAUGUGAAGUGUCUUGUCAAUAUGAUACAAACAGUGUGUAUGAACGAAUUCGCCUUCAGAAGCUGGCGUUUGUCCACCGAGCUGUAAGCAUUGCCACAGAUCCUAAUGGGUGCAAUUUUGCUGUUUUGCAGUCGGAUCCUAAAACAAGUCUCUAUGAAAUUCCAAGUGUGUCGUCAUCAAAUUUUGGAGAAGAUUUUGGCAAACUUCUAGAUGAAGCAGAUGAAAUGGACAGCAUCCAUGAUGUGGCUUUUCAGAUUGGCACAAGAAUUUACCCUGUGCACAAAUACAUCUUGGCUGCGCGCUCUGACUUCUUCAAGAAGCUGUUUAUUUCCAGUGAUAAUCCACUCGAUGUUCCAGAUGUCUACCGUAAAGAUGAAGAUGCUGUUGGAUGUGAUCUCUAUGUAAUAGAGAAGGUUCAUCCAGAGCUGUUUGCAUAUCUUCUGCAGUUCAUAUACACUGAUACUUGUGAUCUUCUGACUCAUGGUCACAAACCAAAAAUCAUGCAUAAAGAAAAAUCGGAAGAAUAUCAAGAUGUGUUAAUUUCUAACCUGAGCAAAAUGAAUUUUGAUGAAGAUAAUGGGAAGUCUGCAUUUGAGAUCUACAGAAAUAAUCAAGUGCAAGUUAUAAAUGAAAAACAGAAGAGCAAAACUAAAAAAGGCAAAGUUGCUGGUGAAGAAGUUAACCUCAUAAAAAUGUUGCAAAGUGCUGCAAAAAAGUUUGGACUUGGCAAUUUAAGUGGAAGGUUGGAUGGAGUCAAAUUAGAAAAUGGAAAGAUAAACGUUGUCAACAGGAAAAAUGGGAACAAACCAAAGUUGAAUCAGAAGAAAUGUUCAUACCUCUGCGAUGUGACCCUGAAAUCCUUAGAUGGAAAGGAAUUCCCGUGUCAUAAAUGUGUACUUUGUGCAAGACUUGAUUAUUUUCACAGCAUGCUUAGCAGCUCAUGGAUUGAGGCCUCCUGUUGUUCAGCUCUGGAGAUGCCAAUCCAUUCUGAUAUACUACAGAUAAUUGUAGAUUACAUGUACACAGAUGAAGCUGUUGCAAUAAAAGAUUCUCAAAAUGUGGAGUUUGUAUGCAAUGUUCUUGUGGUGGCAGACCAGCUUCUUAUAUCCAGACUCAAAGAAAUCUGUGAAGUGGCCAUUGCAGAAAAACUGACACUGAAGAAUGCCGCGGAGCUGCUGGAGUUCUCAGCAAUGUAUAAUGCUGAGCAGCUCAAGCUGUCCUGCUUGCAGUUCAUAGGACUCAACAUGGCUGCUUUGCUUGAGGCCAGAACUCUGGAUGUCCUAAGUGAUGAAGUUGUAAAGGACCUUUCAGUUUAUUACAGGAAAAUGAUUCCAGCUAUGGUCAGGAGAGUAAUUACUCCAUAUCCAGAUGGACCCGACAUAAGUUCUUUGGACCCUGAAGAUGGAGAGAACUUUGUCUUUUUAAAGGAUGAAAUGAACACAGAACAAAAUUCUCAGGAAGCCCUUUUCAAAAGAGCAAAAAACAAGGCCAAGAAGAAGCCACGGAAACGAUCUGACAGCUCUGGAGGGUAUAACCUGUCAGAUAUCAUUCAGAGUCCAGCCUCUACAGGCUCAGUAAAGCUGGAUAAAACAAAUUCUGUGGAGUCGCUUCCAGAACUCUUAACGUCCGACUCUGAAGGCAGCUAUGCAGGCUUGAGUAGCCCAAGAGACUUGCAGUCCCCUGACUUCACAAAAGGAUUUCAUGCAGAGAGGCCUGAGAUGAAGGACAAACCAGGUAAUCAGGGUAUUAAAGCCUCAAARCCGAUCAAAGAUGGGAAGUCGUGCRAGGGAUCACCAGCAGUGGCACAGUCUGUUCCACAGUCCAUUCCCAGCACCAAAACCAGCUCAGCAAGCUCUCCCAAUUGGGUUGCUACUAGUUUCAGCCCCGCCAGCCCUCCUGCGAUGGAUUUAAGAACCAUCAUGGAAAUUGAAGAAAAUAUGCAGAAAUGCGGAACCAUGCCAAAGACAAAUUCAGGCAGAAUGGCUUCUCAUGGAAUCAGACUUUCCCAGAAGCAAAGGAAAAUGAUUGCCCUGGCAGCAAAAGAUAAUGGAUCAGUAACUAGCAGCGGGGAGACUGCUCCAGUCAUGACCACACCACCCACACCUACAAAAGUUGCAAAACUAGGGAAUGCAUGGGCAUCUUCAUUACCUUCUUMUUUGCCAAAGUCAUUCCGUGAUCUUGUAACGGAAGAAGAAAAAUGUGCGAGUAAUUCACUAGGUACUGGUGUCAAAAGAGCUGGAUAUAAAGGACCUGAGGAUCCACCAAACCACAACCCUGCAAGAUGUAUAACCAGAAGUAGCUCAAGCCUGGAAAACCAUGUCCUGGAUUCUCCACAGCUGGAGAGUCAUAAUCCUUGGUUAGCAACAUCCCCRACCAGCUCUCCAGGAAUAGCACCUGUCAUGUUUGCAGCUAUUGUAGAGGAAGAGCUCCAGCAAGAAGCUGCUCUGAUUAGGAGCAGGGAAAAGCCUUUGGCUUUGAUCCAGAUUGAGGAGUGUGCUAUUCAAGAUUUACUAAUCCACUAUGAAGCUUUUGACAACCCUGAUGAAUUUGUGACUGUUGAAAGGGCUUCACAGGGACCUAUAGCAACACCCAUGUGGAACAAGCACUAAUUGUCACUGUUCACAGUCCAUACUAUAUGUGCACUUCUGAAGGUUUAUUUCUUGGUACGGGUAGAACUGGACUGGAAGAGCAGGAAUUUGUAAAUUUAACAUCAGCAUUAGAAACUGCACAUGAUCUUUAGACAUUUGGUAGAGAAUGAAAAUAAUUUGUCCAUUGUGUCCAUUAUCUGAAGUAUAUAUUGUGUGUAUGUUUGGGGAAAAUUUCUUUUACAAGCCCUAUUAUUAUUAAUGUUACAUGAAGUUGUAGAUUGGAAAUGCAUUUGCUUAUCUUAAAAUUAGAGUUUUGCUUAGUUAAAUUCACAGGUAGUUGAAAAGCAAAUGCUUAUUUUGUGGUUUAAUGUGAAAUUGAAUGUGCAGAGUUAUGCAUCUUAAAGAGUUAUGUUUUUCAGAGCUUACUGCCAAAUCAGGAAUAUCCCCAAAAGUUUGCUCUUCACGCAAAAAUGUAGUCUGAUAACGCAGUUUUCCUUAAGUUCUGUGUGUAAGUACUGGUUCGCUGACUGUUGUGACCAGACUGUCAUGCUCUGCAGUGAACCUCCACGCUGUGCCCAGGUGCCCUGCUGUUGCCUGCUCUCAGUUCAGUUGUGCAUGGGUUUUUUUCACCAUUAUGAGACUGGCCUUCUGUUGUGAGGUAAAGCACACAGUUGAAUAGGAUGUGGUGGCACGUAGCUCAUCUAUAGGCUUAUUCUGAUUAAUAGGGUACGGUUUUAGAAUCACUAAGGUGAUUCAAGUCAUUAAAGUACAAAUGACUUAAAGUGCUGAGGAAUUAUAAAAUCUGUAUGUUCAUUGUUAAAGCUACAGGGGUGAAUGCUUCAUUGUGGCAUUUGCAAACACUUAACCCACAACGAUCAUCAUCGGUGGCUUUUGGUAUUGUGUGUUCCAGAGUUAUCCGUGCCUGGUUUCCUUCAACAAAUUCAUAUUAAAAAAAAAAAAAAAAAAAAAUGGGGAGCCUUAUCUCCAUUGUUCUGUCUAGUUUCUCUGUUUGUGUAGGUGUGUUUGAACUUGAACUUUUUCAGUAGUGUUGGUACUUACAAACUGAAAAAACUGGAAUUGAGAGAGAGCUACAGAAGAUGAAUAUAUGGAAUUGAUCA